Messenger RNA from Lathyrus sativus (Indian pea), 1866 nucleotides. The record is from the annotation of a GenBank genome assembly. NCBI's taxonomy places the organism in Eukaryota, Viridiplantae, Streptophyta, Magnoliopsida, Fabales, Fabaceae.
AUGGCUUCCAAACCAGGCAUCCUUACAGACUGGCCAUGGAAACCUCUUGGAGACUUCAAGUUUGUGAUUCUAACUCCAUGGAUUGCACAUACCAUAUACACUUUCAUAUGGACUCAACCUGACCCGGUCUACCAUCUCGUAUUUCCUUAUAUAUUCAUCAGAAUAUUACACAACCAAAUUUGGAUUUCUAUCUCACGCUACCAAACUUCUAAGGGAAAAUGCAAAAUUGUUGACAAAGGCAUCGAAUUCGAACAAGUCGACAGAGAAACCAAUUGGGAUGAUCAAAUAUUGUUGACUGCACUCAUGACUUAUAUAGGAUACAUGAUAUUUCCUAUGGCUUCUAAUUUACCAUGGUGGAGAACUGAUGGUGUUGUUCUCACAGCACUAUUGCAUGCUGGUCCAGUAGAGUUCUUAUACUACUGGCUUCAUAGAGCACUUCAUCAUCAUUAUCUAUAUUCUCGCUAUCAUUCUCAUCAUCAUUCUUCCAUUGUCACCCAACCUAUCACUUCGGUGACACAUCCAUUUGCUGAAAUGUUGGCGUAUUUUACACUUUUUGCAAUCCCAAUGUUGACACCAUUGUUCAUUUAUAAAUCUUCUGUGGCUGCGUUAUAUGGUUAUAUCUUUUACAUUGAUUUCAUGAACAAUUUGGGUCAUUGCAACUUUGAGUUCUUUCCUGAGAAACUCUUGUCAUUCUUUCCUCUUUUCAAGUAUCUCUCAUACACGCCAUCGUUUCACUCUCUGCAUCACACGAAAUUCAGGACAAAUUACUCACUCUUCAUGCCGAUUUACGACUAUAUCUAUGGCACAGUAGAUAAAACCACCGAUGCUACAUAUGAAAAAUGUUUGAAGAGACCAAAGGAGUCACCAGAUGUUGUGCACUUAACACAUUUAACAUCAUUUGAUUCCAUCUAUCAAUUGCCUUUGGGAUUUUCUUCCUUAGCCUCUAACCCUCAUAGAUCUAAAUGGUAUCUACAUUUGAUGUGGCCUUUUACAAUGUUCUCUAUGCUUAUGACAUGGAUUUGUGGGCGCGCCGUUGUUAUAGAAAGCAACACCUUCAACAAUCUUAAGUUACAGUCUUGGCUUAUACCAAGAUUUAAAACACAAUAUUUUUCCAAAAAGCAUAGAAGAACAUUGGACAACUUGAUUGAAAAUGCAAUUAUGGAGGCUAAAUUAAAUGGAGCAAAGGUGAUAAGCCUAGGACUUUUUAAUGAGAAACAUUUUAAUGCACAUUGUGAACUCUAUAUUGGAAGAUCCCCAGAACUAAAGAUAAAAGUUGUAGAUGGGAGUAGUCUAGUUGCUGCUAUUGUGCUCAACAACAUUCCUAAAGGAACAAAUCAAGUGCUUCUUCGAGGCAAGUUCGAUAAGGUUGCGAUAACCAUUGUUAAUGCUCUAUGCAUAAAAAACAUAAAGGUAGGUGUAUUAUAUAAGUAUGAGCUUGAAGAGCUUGAACAAAAGGUCCCCAUGUCAAAAGAAAACCUGGCUCUUUCACCAAUCAAUACUUCAAAGAUAUGGUUAGUUGGAGAUGAAUGGAAUGAAGAUGAACAAAUGGAAGCACCAGAAGGAUCUUUGUUCAUACCAUUUUCUCAUUUUCCUCCAAAGAAAAUGAGAGAAAGAUGUUUCUACCAUUACACACCAUCAAUGAUUACUCCUAACACAUUCAUGAACUCAUACUCGUGUGAGAAUUGGCUUCCAAGAAGAGUAAUGAGUGCAUGGCGUAUUGCUGGGAUAAUUCAUGCUUUAGAAGGAUGGAAUGUUGAUGAGUGUGGUGACAUUAUACUUGACACUAAGAAAGUAUGGGAAGCAACUAUUCGCCAUGGUUUUCAACCUCUAAAGAUAUGUGCUCAAAAACCAUGUGUGACUAAUUAA